Messenger RNA from Dissoconium aciculare CBS 342.82, 3163 nucleotides. RefSeq names its product WD40 repeat-like protein. The transcript is spliced from 2 exons. Gene Ontology annotation, biological process: ribosomal small subunit assembly; maturation of SSU-rRNA from tricistronic rRNA transcript (SSU-rRNA, 5.8S rRNA, LSU-rRNA). The record is from RefSeq and is a predicted model, not a curated record. NCBI's taxonomy places the organism in Eukaryota, Fungi, Ascomycota, Dothideomycetes, Mycosphaerellales, Dissoconiaceae. Bases 166 to 2871 code for a protein of 901 amino acids. Gene Ontology annotation, molecular function: protein binding. Gene Ontology annotation, cellular component: Pwp2p-containing subcomplex of 90S preribosome; small-subunit processome.
ACUUUUUUUUGGUCGAUGCUAUUCUGUAUGGACCAACUGCUCAAUAAUUGAUCGCGCCACACUAUGCAGUAAUAUUUUGCUGCUAUAACAUAUCGCUUAUUCGCGCACACUGACGGCGUCUUCGCAAUCACGUUUGGAUAAAUCGUUCGAACGUGCAAACUCACAAUGAAGACUGAUUUCCAGUUUUUCAAUCAAUUGGGAACCGUCUAUCGAAGAGGAAACCUGGUAUACAGCAUCGAUGGGACAUGUCUGCUCUCACCUGUGGGCAACAGAGUGACGGUAUUUGACCUAGUCAACAACAAAUCUCACACAUUACCAUUUGCACACCGGCACAACAUUAGCAGGAUAGCGCUACAUCCAAGGGGUCAAUUGCUCCUCACAGUUGACGUUGAAGGCCAAGCAAUACUAUCACAUCUUCCACGACGAAUAACUCUCUACCACUUUUCACUGAAGGCGACUGUAUCCGCUCUGGUCUUCUCACCAUGUGGCCGAUAUUUCGCAGUCGGCCUCGGGCGCCGAAUCGAAGUCUGGAAGACGCCAGAGACGCCUGGGUCGCGCCAAGAAGACGGCGACGAGGAGGCUGGUCUGGAAUUUGCGCCGUUCGUCCGACAUCGAAGAUAUGUCGGGCAUCACGACACAGUCCAGAAUAUCGAAUGGAGCAGUGACUCGCGAUUCUUCUUAUCAGCGAGCAAAGAUCUCACAGCACGAAUAUGGAGUUUAGAUCCGGAGCCAGGUUUCGAGCCCACGGUGUUGUCUGGGCAUCGCACCGCCGUUUAUGCAGCAUGGUUCAGCAAGGACCAAGAGACGAUUUAUUCCAUCUCGAAAGACGGUGCACUAUUCCAGUGGCAGUAUCUGCCGUCAGAGGGUGCAGAUCCCGAGAACAUCGAGGAAGACGACGAGAGAUGGCGGAUCAACGGCAGGCAUUACUUCUUCCAAGAUCAGGCCCAUCUCACCACGGCGGCAUUCCAUCCAUCCUCUAAUCUACUUGUUUCCGGAUUCUCCAACGGCUUAUUCAUGAUUCAUGAGCUGCCAACUUUCAGCGAGAUCCAUAAGCUCUCGAUUGCUGCUUCCAACAUUGAUACUGUCUCUAUAAACCAGACUGGCGAAUGGCUCGCCUUUGGAUCCUCCGCGCUCGGCCAGCUUCUUGUCUGGGAAUGGCAGAGUGAAUCUUACAUUUUGAAACAGCAAGGUCAUUUCGACAGUAUGAACGCUCUCACAUACUCGCCCAGUGGCGAUCGAGUCAUCACCUGUGCCGAUGAUGGCAAGGUUAAGGUAUGGGAUACGACCUCAGGCUUUUGCAUUGUCACGUUCACGGAACACACCUCUGGUGUCACAGCAUGCGAAUUCGCUAAACGCGGAAACGUGCUGUUCACGGCAUCGUUGGACGGUAGUGUGCGCGCUUUCGACUUGAUCAGAUAUCGAUGUUUCCGGACGUUUACAGCACCAAAGCGGUUAAGCUUCAGUUCGCUCGCUGUGGAUCCCAGCGGCGAAGUCGUCGCUGCUGGCUCCCUUGACGAUUUCGACAUCCAUAUUUGGAGCGUCCAGACCGGGCAGCUACUUGAUCAGCUCAACGGGCACGAAGGCCCUGUUUCAAGUCUUGCAUUUUCGCCAAGUGGUGGCAACCUCGUCUCAGGGAGCUGGGAUCGGACUGUCCGAAUAUGGUCCAUUUUUGGCAGAACACAAACUUCAGAACCUCUACAGUUGCAGGCCGAUGUUUUGGCUGUUGCGGUAAGGCCAGAUGGUCGGCAGGUUGCGGUUUCCACACUUGAUGGUCAGUUGACCUUCUGGAGCAUCAGUGAAGGUACUCAAGAGGCAGGUCUAGAUGGCCGCCGGGACGCAAGUGGAGGCCGUAAAAUCAGCGAUCGACGAACCGCCGCGAACGUGGCUGGAACGAAGAGCUUCGGCACAAUAACCUAUAGUGGUGAUGGAACCGUCCUCCUUGCUGGUGGCAACAGCAAGUACAUAUGUUUGUACGCGGUCGAGACAGGAGUGCUCCUUCAAAAAUUCGCUAUCAGCGUCAAUCUCAGCAUUGAGGGUACACAAGAAUUCCUGAACUCUCGUCUGCUCACUGAGGCUGGACCUCAAGGGCUUCUUGACGAGCAGGGCGACCUCUCGGACCUUGAAGAUCGCCUCGACAAAUCGUUGCCGGGCGCCAAGCGCGGCGACGCUGCUCAGCGUAAGGCAGCACCGGAGGUCAGAGUCCCAGGCGUUGCAUUCUCCCCCACUGGUCGAGCAUUCUGUGCAGCGAGCACCGAAGGGCUACUAAUUUAUUCUUUACCCGACGGUGCUGCUUUUGAUCCAUUUGACCUCGACGUGGAUGUAACGCCUGCCAGCACUCUUGCCAUAUUAGCCAAACGCGAGUGGCUCAAAGCCCUGGUUAUGGCAUUUCGACUCAACGACACCAGACUCGUGCGGCGAGUCUACCGCGCUGUGCCUGUCAACGACAUUGCGCUCCUAUCAAGAGACGUACCGGACGUUUAUCUUGCACGACUUCUGCGCUUCGUCGCUGCCGAGGCAGAGCAGAGCCCAUAUCUCGAACUCAACCUCUGUUGGCUGGAGGCAUUGCUCAGCCGACACGGACGUAAGCUCAAGGAGAGACAAGGUGAAUUCGCGGAGGUCACCCGCCUUGUUCAAAGGGCCAUCGGUCGAGUCUCUGGCGACAUUCUGGCCGUGGCGGAGAAAAACAACUCGACCGUAGAUGUUUUGCUGAAGCGACCUCGGGCUACUAGGGAUGGAGACGCUGUGAAAGCGAAACUCAAACUGAUAGAAAGCGAACAGGCGCCUGUUGGUAAGGAGAACAUCGAAGACGGCGACGAGGACGAGGACGAGAGCAUGGUGGAUGGAGAGGAGGAAUGGAUCGGUCUCGACUGAUUAUUCGCACUGACGAUGUGAAUGUACGAUGGGACUUUUGCUUUGCAGUCUGGUUGACGAGAAUUCCCGGGCCUUUGCAUGUGGAAAUCGUGGAAGAUAUGAUAGGUCAGCAGCUGGUUUCGUGGAACGCUCAUUGACGUUUGCUUGUCAAAUGCACGUUUCCUUGCCUCAUUUACUUGUCAGAUGCAUGUUCCCAUUCCUGACAUCAGCCGUUGGUUCUAUGGUAAGCCCCCAUAGUAUAGAUCACACCCAGGUAAGCAGCAAUGCACUCAACAAGAUGAUCAAUGUCUUG